Messenger RNA from Temnothorax curvispinosus, 398 nucleotides. RefSeq lists its product as uncharacterized. Lineage: Eukaryota; Metazoa; Arthropoda; Insecta; Hymenoptera; Formicidae. The annotation marks the transcript as partial. The transcript is spliced from 2 exons. The record is from RefSeq and is a predicted model, not a curated record.
GUCGGUCAUAAUGACACCGAAAAAGAAACGCAGCAAGUUGUGGGAUUAUUUCGAGGAAUUGAAAUCUUUGCUGGUAAAAUGCGCAAUUUGUAAAAUACAAAUUCAUAUGCCUCAUCCAUCGAACAGCCCAGCAAUAAUGAUAGGACACUUAAAUAGACAUGGAAUAUUUUUCAAUAAUGACACAUAUACACUACCUGACGACUUGAGAGAAUAUUACUCGGAGUUACCGGGAUAUAAGGCAAAAUGUAAUGAUUGUAGUAAAACAAUGCCUUUUUUAACAGAUAUUAUACGUUUACGAAAACAUUUAAGAAGACAUUCCACAAGAAUUCUGAGUCGAGAUGAGGGAGCUGAACGCAGCAGAGUGCAAGAGUAAAGGCACAUCCCGUGUGCGGCGUGUG